AUGUACAAUGACCAACAGGGAAAUUUUCUGACAGACAAAACAACGGUGACUGUCAGGUGGAAGGAGCAUUUCGAGGUUUUGUUGAAUGACGGAAGUGAAAGUAUAUCUAGGAACAGAACAAGCAUUGAAAAUGACGGACAAGCUGUGGAUCCACCAACACUAGAUGAGGUUAAGAACACUAUACGUGACCUGAAAACCGGUAAAGCUGCUGGGAAGGACGAGAUCCCGGUUGCAAUUCUCAAACAAGGUGGUGAGCAGCUGCACCAAAUAAUCCACCGGAUUAUUCGAAUAAUAUUGGCGGACGAAGAAUUGCCUGCUAGUUGGCUGGAUGGACCCAUUUUCCCAUUCGACCAGAAAGGGCACAAACUGGAGUGCGCUAAUUACAGGUGGAUAUUUCUCCUGAACUCGCCGUACAAAAUACUGUCGCGUAUCCUAUCUAGCAGGCUGAGACCGCUUGAGGGAACCAGGCUGAUUUUCGUUAAGGCCGAUCAACGACGGAUCAGAUGUUCAGCCUGCGGAUGA
Messenger RNA from Topomyia yanbarensis, 522 nucleotides. RefSeq lists its product as uncharacterized. Lineage: Eukaryota; Metazoa; Arthropoda; Insecta; Diptera; Culicidae. The record is from RefSeq and is a predicted model, not a curated record. The transcript has a single exon. The coding region runs from base 1 to 522 and encodes 173 amino acids.